GAGAGAGAGAGAGAGAGAGAGAGAGAGAGAGGGUGCCAUGGGCAGGUCUCCAUGCUGUGAGAAAGCACACACAAACAAGGGGGCAUGGACCAAGGAAGAAGACGAACGGCUCAUUGCCUACAUCCGUGCUCAUGGUGAGGGAUGCUGGCGCUCCCUACCGAAAGCGGCGGGCCUGCUACGUUGUGGCAAGAGCUGUAGGCUCCGUUGGAUCAACUACCUCCGCCCCGAUCUCAAGCGAGGCAACUUCACCGAUGAAGAGGACGAGCUCAUCAUUAAGCUCCAUAGCCUUCUCGGUAACAAAUGGUCACUGAUAGCAGGACGGCUACCAGGGAGAACUGAUAACGAAAUCAAGAACUAUUGGAACACCCAUAUCAGGAGAAAGCUAUUGAGUCGAGGAGUGGACCCAUCUACCCAUCAGCCAAUCCACGACCACCCAAUUUCAGACAUCACCAUCUCUUUCACCAAAGAAGAGGAGAAAGACGUUGGAUUCAGCCACCUGGACGAUAAGAUCAAGGGCCAAGAAACGCCCCACCGGUGUCCGGACCUCAACCUUGAACUGUGCAUCAGCCAACCUUCUUAUCAACAACAACCUCCAGAGCCCUUGAAGAGUGGGAGAAGCCUUUGUUUCUCCUGCAGCUUGGGCUUGCAAGAGAGCAAGGAUUGCAGUUGUAAUAGCUUCUUAGGCCAACAAACAGGGGUGUUGGAUUACAGAAGCCUGGAAAUGAAGUGAAAUGGAAUUCGAAUGUAUGCAAUUGAAAUGUGCCAAUGACACCUAUUUUCUCUUUCUUAUUUUUAUGCAAUUAUUGGCAUAUAACCAAAGUGGACAGCAUAUUAUCUCA
This is a messenger RNA of Magnolia sinica, 839 nucleotides long. RefSeq names its product MYB31 transcription factor31-like. NCBI's taxonomy places the organism in Eukaryota, Viridiplantae, Streptophyta, Magnoliopsida, Magnoliales, Magnoliaceae. The coding region runs from base 38 to 730 and encodes 230 amino acids. The transcript has 2 exons. The record is from RefSeq and is a predicted model, not a curated record.